Molecule: messenger RNA, 811 nt
Organism: Python bivittatus (Burmese python)
Lineage: Eukaryota; Metazoa; Chordata; Lepidosauria; Squamata; Pythonidae
Source: RefSeq, a predicted model, not a curated record
CAACUUGGAAACUGAAGAACUAUUUGAAUAUUUUUCCCAACACUUGGGAGAUUAUGAAAGUGUCUUAUCUGCUUUGGAAGAUCUCAAUGUAGCCAUACUGAAGGCAAUGGAUGCUACAAAAAAAAACUAUCAAGUGGCUUCUAAGUUGGAACAGUUUGUGACUCGCUUUUUGUUAAAAGAAACCCUGAAUCAACUACAGUCUCUCCAUAAUUCCCUGGAAUGUGCCAUGGAAACCACAGAGGAACAAACCCAACAAGAGAAGCAAAUCCCAAAGAAGCCAGAGGUGCUCAAAAUACAACACCCAGGAAGACGUUCAGGUCGAAGGCGCCAGAGAAAUAACAGUUUUUCUCCAGUUAGUCCUCUUUUUAACCCAGGUUUGCAGAAGGACGACAACCAAUGGAUGACCCAGAUAAACAGACUUCAGAAGCUGAUUGAUAAGCUAGAACAGAAGGAUCUAAAGCUUGAGCCACUAGAAGAAGAGGUAUCAGAAGGAAAUACUAAAUCUCAAAUAAUGAUUGUUCAACGUCAGAUGUCAGUGAUCACAGAAGAACUAGAGCCAUUCCGCUUUGCUCUAAAGCAGUACAUAGAUAUGGCCUCUUCUCAGGAUGGAUGUCUGCAUGUUUCCAUUCAGAAAUUUUCAAGCAAAUCCUGUUUCAUUGUGUAUGAAUUUUGGGAGCACAAUGCCUGGAACAGCCAUCUCCAGAUGAAUUAUAGCAAGUCAUUCCAAAGAAGUAAUGUAGAUUGCCUGGAAGCUCCAGAACGCAUUACAACUAUGCUUGUUCCUGCUUCGUGGUGCAUCCUGAACAACUAG